AUGUACGGAGAGGGGUACCUUGUGUCAAUAAUAUUAUUAUUUAUAGUCCAUGCACAUGCAUACAAUCCAACUUUUCAUGAAGAUGAUACAUCAAGCUUCCUAGCCGAAGGUAUAAGAGGACCGGAUGAUUAUGACUAUAGAAAGUCUGUUGAAUUACUAAGUAGAAGAAGAAGAGAUGAAGAUUAUUCUGAUGAGGGGGGCUUCGUAUCUGCACCAGGCCACAAUAAACCAGGUGGUGAUGACUUCAUAGCAAAUAUACAAGCCUGUCCGGCUGGAACGACUAGAGCACCAUGGGCUAAGUGCAUUUCUUGCGCUGAGUAUCAAAGAAAAUUACGCAGACGAGGCGAAGGAUGUUAA
Molecule: messenger RNA, 357 nt
Organism: Leptosia nina
Lineage: Eukaryota; Metazoa; Arthropoda; Insecta; Lepidoptera; Pieridae
Source: the annotation of a GenBank genome assembly